CGGGCAUUAUUUACAUUUGAAAACAGCCCAAAAUAGUAAUUCAUUGGUUCCCGUGUUUAAAUAAAUAAAUUUACCUAAUGAUGGUGACUUGUUUGAUGCUCCAGAUAAGCUCCCAAGGUUAAAUAAACGAGACUUAGCCCCAAAUCUUACACAACAUUAACCAGUAACGUAACUAUUGAUUAGUAUUAGUACGUUUACACCCGACGACUGGUCCUACUGACUGGUAGUCUUAAUUUAUGUGGUAUUUAUUUGCAUUUAGCUAGUAAUAGUAAUGAUACUAAAUUAUUAAACAUAGUUUUAGUAUAUUUAUUAUUAUAUUAUAAGUAGUACUAAAUUGUGUAGGAGUAUUUAAAUUAUUUGUGGGCAUUCUCCAUCAUAUUCUGACUUUCAUCACAAACCUUUUUUUUUAUUAACUUUCUGUUAAAAGUGCAUUAAAUUUAGGUGCAGUGCAUAAAUUAAUCGAUUUUUGCAUGAAUCUUGAAUGUAAUUUUAUGCUGCAAAGUAAGUGCUUUCUCUUCAAGGUUUCUGACCACACAGCUGCUAGUCUAUCGCCUUUGAUUCAAAGAUACAUCCUCCCAAGCGCACAUAUCAUCUCUGAUGGCUGGGAAGCCAAUGCUAACUAACAUUGGCAUAUACAUGCAGGAUGUUGUUCUUAUCAAUGGACCUUUGUUGAUCUUGUAGAGACUGAGGUUCACACUGAAAACGUGUAUGUGACCGAAGCACAAACUUCACUGUCAGUUUGGAACAUCCAGUGAACUGUUCCAUUCAUAUAUUCACUAAUUUUUAUUUGGCAACAAGUUUUGCAACCAAGAUAUGUUUGUGACCUUCUUGAAUAUCUUCUCAGAGACUAUACAGUUUGAAACACCUCCAACAACAUUUCUGAUAUUUUAUUUGUGUUGAACAUUAAUAUAUAAUUUAGGCUCCAAAUAUGCACUUUUACUAACUUUUAAAUAAUAGGUGUAAAAAAAUUAUAGGCUUUGCACUAACUUCAGGAAAGUGAAUUCAGUUACAAAGUAUGAUUCCUUUCCGAUUCCAAGGAUAGACGAUCUUAUAGAUCGCAUAGGCGAUGCCAACACGUGACCAAGAUAGAUCUACUAUCAGGCUAUUAGCAGGUUCCUCUAUCUGACAGAGCAAAAGAAAUCUCUGCUUUCUGUACUCCAGAUGGUUUAAGCCAAUAUAAAGUAAUGCCGUUUGGAAUGAAAAAUGCCCCAGCUUCAUUCCAAUGUCUAGUUAAUAACAUUAUUGCUGACCAGGAAAAUUGCAGCGCAUAUAUUGAUGAUUUAAUUAUUUACAGUCAAGAUUUUUCAAAUUAUGUAAACCAGAUAAGAUCUCUAAAACUUAUUAAUUGUAGUUAGCACUGUUUUGAGUUUCAUAGUCUUUUGCUAUUGUAUUUCCAAUAUGGUAUCGUCUUUUGUUAUGCAUUGUUUAGAACAAGCCAUAAACUUAAAAUAAGAGAUUAAUUUCUCCCCAUAGACAGCAGAGUGUAACAGUAUACAGCACAAAGUCCCCUCUUUUGGACUGAUUUUUUACAUUUCAAUUCUACUUACAGCAGUAAUCUUAAAUAAAAUUAUAAAAAAUAUUACUAUUUAGUUACUAAUGGUACUAAAAAUUAAUUAUUUGUACAAAUACAACAGGUAGGUGAUGGGACACCUACAUUUCCACUAAUAUCUAUUCUGUUGCUCUCCAAUUAAGUGGAGAAUAAUGCAAAACUAGAUUCAGGUAUGUGCUAAAAUGCAUCCCUGGAUUUUUAAUGUAUCCAAAAUUUCAUGGGGGAAGCCCCUUACCAUUUUUGCUUAGAAAACUUUGGCAUGCUUGAUUUCUUUUUCACCCUUCCCCUCCUAUCAAAGUUGCCAAACAGCAAUUUUAAAUCUACAAAAAAGCACUGAAUGUUAGUUAUUAGUAAUAAAAAUGAUAUCUUUGAACUGACAAAAUAUUAUCUCAUUUAAUUUCUUACUUUUACAAAAGUAAUAUUUCUUUUUUCACAGAGGAACAUCAACUCGUUUCUUACGUGGCACAUUCAGCUAAGACUUAUAACUUAUAGAACAUAAUGGAUUCACCUGACCGCAGGGAAAAUUUACAGCUGGUUGCAGAAUUAGAGGUACCGUAUCUUGGGCCUUGGGUGGUCUUCAUUUUACUCAAUAAUUAGAUAUUAACUUCAUUAAGUCAUGCAGAAAAAUUUGACAAUUUCCAUGCUGUCACAGGAUGGCUGUGACUACCUUUAGUCAGUAAUAAAAUGGGCUGUCACCCUUAAUUGUCAUGCAUUCCUAAGUGUUUGUUGCUGUGAGAGGAAGCAUACUCUCUUCAACCCUCUGUAACCACAAGUGACAGAGCAUCAACAGAGCAGUGCUGUACAGCCUGCAUGCAGAUUCAUGUUGUCCAAGGACUGAUUUUUAAUUGCCUGCCAGAGCAAAGAACUUUGUAUGAUUUAUGUACAAAAUAAAACAUACGGUGAAAAUAUUUUCAAACCAUUUUCAUUGAGACAGCAGUAUUGUUGGGAAAUUGAGUGAGAGAACAGAGGUCAAAGCACGGUAAAGGAAAUCAUAAUUAUUUAAAAGGUCAAGGGGUGGGCUAACUUGACAGGUUAGGUUGAGCAUAGUGGUAGCAUAGUGUGGGUCUUCUAGCUACGCUCCAGGAUAAAAUUUAAAAAUCACAGAGUAAUGCGGCUCGCAUGUUCUUCGCAAACGCAAUUCGACCAAGCUAAAACACUUCUGAGAGAGCUGCAUUGGCUGCCGGUCUGCCCUCGCAUAGAGUACAAAAUUGCAACUCUGUGCUACCGCUGCAUGCAUGACCUGGUGCCGUCCUAUCUCAAAAUGCUCAUGACACCUUAUGUACCCACUAGACAUUUCCGAUCAUCCGAUAAUGACAAACUCUGGAUACCGCUCGUUCUCCUUGAGACUUAUGGAAGGCGCACUUUCGCAUUUGCUGGCCCAACAAUUUGGAACGCCCUUCCUGUCGCUCUCAGAAACAGCCAGACACUGGAUUCCUUCAAAACUGAUUUGAAAACACAUAGAUUUUGCAAACACCUGUUGGGGUGAUGUUGUCUACCAUCUUUCCCAGCUAGCUAUUGUCUCAUAGAUAAUGUAUAUUGGCUUGUGCUGUUUAUGGUUGCAAAUGAUGAAUGACUUUGAAUGGGUAUGCUCGUAUGUAGUUUUUGUAUUGUUGCGUUUUGUAUUUCAAUGUGGUAAAAUAUAGAUUGUUUUCAUUUCUCUUUUAAUAUGGUUGACUUUGUACCCCGCUUCGAACCUUGGAGAUGAAGCGUGAUUUUCAAAUUAACUUUAUUAUUAUUAUUAUGCCUGAAACCCCAGCUGGUGUAAGUCCUUUUCUACAUCUUUGAUCCAUCUCAUUCUUGGUUGACCAGUGAGCCAUCUACCCUUAGGUUUAUGCCUGUAGAUCACUUUUGUUGCUUUAUAAUCCGGCACUCUGUCCAGUGCAGUCUGACUUUUUUAUUGUUGUGACUGUAGGUGGAUCUUUGUAUAAUUGAGAUAGGUCUUUGUUUGUAUGGAUUCUCCAAACAUCAAACUGUCCUGAAAACGAUAUCAAAUUAAUUUAAGUUAGACUUUAAGAGAAACCAGGAUUCUUGCAGGUUUGAUAAAUAAUAUUUAAAGAGGUGAAAUAAGCAGGAAAAGGUUAAAAAAUAUUACUAGCUGGGAUAUUAACUUCAGUGUGUCUAUUUGCAGUGCAAGAAACAGGAACUCCACUCCGCAAAUCAACAUCUUGCCACCGUCACAGCUAACCUCCGUCACCUGGAGGAUGAGAACACAGAGUUAAAGAAUGAACUGGAAGAGCUAAGUAAAAGACCUCAGAAUUCAAUAAGUCAAGAGCAAAUAAAGAAUGCUUUCCUCUUGAGGCAGCAGGUAAACACUGAGAGGCAAACUUUCUCUCCACCUUGCCCCCAAAGCAGGAUUUAUACACUAUGCUUAUUGCUACAAUAUGAACAAGUGUUUUCUGAUUAUUAUUCUGAUUUUGUCUUGCAAGGAACAUGUACCUUUUUUUUUUCUUCUUAAGAUACUCAUCAUUUAAAAGAAUGUUUAAGCGUAGUUAACUUAAAAAGUUUGAGUUUGAAAAAAUUUAUAAACAAUUUAAAAUUGGAAGCAAGAGUUUACAAUUGUUUACAGGCAGUUAACACAUAAUGGAAUAGUUAACAAUUGUUUAAAGUAGUUACCAGACUUUGUUACUGUGCUCCCCAGCCCCCCCCCCCCCCCCCCUCUUUUUUUUCCCCCCCCCCCCCCCAAUUGUUUACAGGCAGUUAACACAUAAUGGAAUAGUUAACAAUUGUUUAAAGUAGUUACCAGACUUUGUUACUGUGCUCCCCAGCCCCCCCCCCCGCCUUUUUUUUUCACCCACCCCCUCACACAAAUUUAGAAUGCCCCAUGUAUCAUGAAAUAAUAUAUUCAUAUAUGAAAUAUAUGAAAUUUUUCACACUUGUCCCCUUGUUUUUAAAGCCCUCUUUGUUUCACUAUGUCAUGUGUUUAUUCUUAUAAUUCAGUCAGUUUUUAUUCAGAUUUGAAUGCUGGGAGAUUUAAAACCACUUAAAUGAAACAAGAAUUAAUAAUGCUAUUUAUAUUUGUAAUAAAUUUCUUUUUUUUUUAAGAUUGCUGAAUUGCAGCAGUGCUUAGAAGAAUCCCAAAACUCUGAGAAGGAGGCCAGGGCGGAUGUUUUGAAACUAGAGAAGAGAAUCCAGCACUUGUUGGAAACAGCUCAUCCAGCCCCAGUGGCGCCCCAGGAAGAGGAUAACAUUGUCAGAUCUCUCCAUUUGAUGAACUCAGAACUUCAAGUCAAUAUUGUGUGUAUGAGUUUUGAGUCUUUUUGUUUUUUUUUAUGGAUACUCUCCCCUGGUCCUUUUUCUGAUAUUUUGAAAAAUCGAUUAGUGUGGUAAUCUGCAGUAGAAAAGAUACAGUAUGUUUUUCUUCAUCCAGUAACAUAAAAUUUGAAUAAGUUGUAAAUUGCCCCAAUCACCAAGUAAAUAUUGUUAUGUGUAAGAGAGUCAAUCUCCUAGUAAAUAUUGCUAUGUGUAAGGGAGUCAGCCCGUAUAGUCAAUUUUUUUUGAAAACUAGAUUCUGUUGGUUUUUUAUUGUUGCAGAGUGCCACGGAAUAAUAAGGUAACCAAGCUCUGAGUGUCACUUUGAUAGGCUAUGCUAUGCUAUAACAUGUGCUUACUCACCGACUUUAAUGUAGCUUAACGCCGUGUGUUGGGACCUAGCCUCUUGUUCUGCCCCUCAUUCAUGGCAGGUGACCAUUCUAUGAUGAGCACAUGACCCGUCCUCUCUUUUAGUAUGUUGACAUUGUUCCCCUGUGUGUCCUAUAUCGGGCAGGUCUAGGCUGCUCAUUUUCAGGAGCCUGCAUGAGGAAGCAAAUUUAUUGGUAUCUCCCCUUUCCAUAUUGAACUUUCUCUUCAUUAGUUUUUGCUUCUGGUUUUUCUAUUUCUCAUUACCAUACUCUCAGAACAAAUAAAAAAACUAUAGUUCUCAAGACCAGAUUUUCUCUGAUUUGUAAACUAAAUUUAAAACUGUCAGUCACCGACCAGUCGCCCUCGGAUACAUUAUAUAAAUGCACUUUCAUUUUACACUUAUGCAUAUAUUGUGAUAUUUUGGGGAUUCAAAUCUAGCAUUAAGAAAAAUGCUUUAGUACUUUGAACUUGGCUCUUGAACUAUUUAGAAUUAAAGGCACCUCACAAUAAGCGAUCCACCAAUGAGCCCAUUGUGUAAUCUAUAAAAUAUUUGGGAAACAUGCCCAAAAAUUUCAGUCAGUCAGAAAUGAUCGAUUUAACCCGCUUCAGAAAAGUAUUAUGAGUUUGGCUCAACUUGAUAACCAUUGUUGACAGGAGUCGCUGCAGUCCAAGCUGACCGAAGCCACAAACGAAAUGAGGAAUUUACAAAGUCAAAAGAGAGAGCUGGAAAAUGAGCUCAAAUCUAAGGAUGAGGAAAUUGAAUGCAUUGAGGGACAAUUUUCUUCUCAGUGCAACAUCAACGAGGUACAUAUUUAUUUAUGUUUCGAUAAAUAAAAGUAUAAAUAUUUUUGUAUCUGGUUUUUUUAAUUUGCUCUGUGACAAUCUAUAAAAAUAAUUUUAAAUGUUUGGUACAAUGUACUCCAAUUUUAUUGGGAUUUGUUUGUCCCAAUGUUGAUAACAUUGAUUUAUUGCCUUUAAGACUGAUCUAAGUUUUAUAUUUUUAAUGUGUUCUGUAAUUAAAUAGAACAUCUGUUUCAGGGUUUACGUGAGGAAAAUGCCGAAUUACGGGUCCAGCUUGAAUCGGAGACCUGCAAAGUUGACACCAAACGGAAAGGGAACUCUUUGUUUUCAGAGGUAAAAUAAUUGAACUUCUCUAUAGGCAUUGGUGAAAAAAUGUUUUGGAUGCAAAAUAGAGAUAUUUGAACUAAGCUUCUGCAUUAUGUACUAAUUCUUACUUGCUAUGUUUAUUUAGACUUUUUUUAUAAUAUAUAUAUUAACUUAAUACUGUUUAAUGCUAAUAUGAAAAGUAAGUUUACUUUAAGCUUAAUGAAAUAUAAUUUCUUUUCUAUUUAUUUUUCAAUUUUUUUAAAUAUUUGUCCAAAUGGGGCUCAUUGUAUUGGCAGGUGGAUGAUCGCCGUGUGGCAGCAGAGACAAGAAUCGUGAAGCUUGAAAGUAGUUUGGGAGAGGUUAAACAACAGCUUGCAAAAGAGCAAAGAGAGAAUAAGAGGCUAAAGGUAUUGAAUGUUUAGUGCUAACUCACUCCCACAGGCUGCCUCAUGCAUGCCUAAGAAAAGGGAAAGAAUCUUUAAUUUUAAAUGUUUUUCAUAAAUCUUUUUUUUUUUUUGCAUUCAGAAAUUGAUUGUGUAUUGAAAAGGAUGGCUUUGAUUUUUGAGAAACUAAAGAGGAAUGUCAAAUAACAGUAUACUUUCACAUCAGAGUUACACAAUAGAUCGACAAACAGUACAUGCAUGUAGAUUAAAAACUAAGCUUUAUUUUAAAGAACUUCGUUCACACCCAGAAUGAGAAAAGUGUGCCAUGAUUCUCAUUUGGUGCAUCUGUCAAGUAUGGAAGUUCAUUAAUAAUUGUUGCGACUGGAUAUUAUGUGCAGUUGUUUUUUUUUAGAAAUUAGUUUAAUUAGUUAGUGAAUGCUCUUCCUGCGCUUGACUUGGUGACAUGUUUUUAUGCUUAUCAUGACGUAUUGUCUAGUCUGUUUUGUGAAGUAAGUUUUGGUCGUGGGGCAGUUGUGAAAGGAACUUUGUGGAAUAAGGUCUUGUCUUAUUUCUCUCUGAUAGCAUGCCGCGAUAUACAUGUGUACAUGGAAUUAACAGUCUGUGAAUCUAAUUAUAGAAAAAAAAGUUGCAUUUAUUAUGAAAAAGGAUUUGAGAUUAUUCAGUGCCAGUACGACGUAUUACAAGGUGUUACAACAUGUAAAAGAACUUGAUGAACUAAACCAAUCUAGUAUGAAGAGGAGUUGACAGCAUCCCUUGGUACCCCCAUAUGACGUGUUUAGUCAAGACUGGUAGAAUUGAGUAGUUUGUAACCCAAGUGUCUUAUUAUAUGUUGUUGUUGUAUUAUUAUCUUUUCUCUAAUUGGUGACAACAGGGACAUGGAAAGUGGGCACGUCUUCCUCAGUGGAUAAGGAGUUAGGUCUAUGUGGUUGAUGUGGUGUCCUGGAGUGUUGGCAGUGAAAGGAGUCAUGUGGGGUGUGUGUUUAGCUGGUUAAGUGCAGACAUGAGACAGACAUGUCCUUGUCUUUUGAAUUCAGUUAUGGGGUCUUUUGGAUGCAGUGUAUGAGGUCUUUGGGGUGCCUUGUAUCAGGUCUUUUGGAUGCCAUGUAUGUGGUCUUGUUUUUGGCCAGGCAUGUGUGUAAUGAUUAGCUAUGAUUACAUGGAUUUUGCAUUACUUUAAAUUUGUUUUGAUAUUGAAACCACUUAAUAUAUAUUGUCUAAAUUAUUUUGAGGAGUUCAUUCACUUUAAAAAUCGCUGGUUUGUCUCUUAUUUAAACUUUUUAACUUAUCUAGCAUUUCAGAUUUCAGUAUCUUUAAAAUGUUAUUCAGAGCAUCAACCUGCAUCUUAGUCUUGAUUAUAAUUAUUCGAUUACAAUUACAAUUGAACCUUAUCAGUUCCAGACUCUACCGCAACAGGUGAAUUUCCGCAAAGCAGGAAUCUUUAUUUAUAAAGGGAAUAUUUUUUUAGUUAGAGCAUAGAAAACCUGGUUACGACCUAAAUACGUUUUUCACCAUUUGGAGCCUCUGAAAUGACGCCCAGUAUUCACAAAACAAUCGUAUCACCACAUAUUAGACAAAAUAAGAGAAAAUGAGACAUAUUAGACGUUACAAAUCUAUUAUUAUUGUACGUUUAAUUACUGUUAUAUCGCUGCAACAGGAACUCCAGCCGAGCAAGCGUGACUGUUUAUUGCAAUAUCCAUGUACAGGCUGAUCCAUCACGGACCGGCUGAUAAUUACAAUUGUUUCAUCACCGCUGCUACUCAAAUCCUGCAACUAAUAUGUAUAAAUGACUCGGACAACCGAGCGCGCGCUUUAUCAAUUUCACUAUCUCUAUCAACUUUUUACUGAAUAUAUAGUGUUUGAAAAAAGACGCGAUAGAGUGAAGUCGAAGUGGGAAGUGGCGAGGGUGGAGUGUAAUACAUUUUUACGUUAUUUCUUAUAAGACAUGCUACCUUUAUCGUCCCAAACCCAUAAUGCUUAAUUCAUGCUGUUCUGUUUUAAGCAGUAAACCUUUCGAGCAUCAUUUCCUUUAAUGUCCCCCCCUCCACUUCUUCCAUUCAGCAACAGGUUCUACUGCUGCGUCAAACCUCCGGGAAUAGUUUUGAUGCCGAUCAAGUGAAAACCUUGCAGCGUGACCUUGAAAAAAACAAAAAGCAUGUCCUCCAGCUCACAGAAUCCUUGCAGAAAAAAGACGCAGCCCUGGCCAAGGUUGGAUUAGUUUUAUAACAUUUAUUUUACUCCUGAUUUUAUUGUUUCUACCUCAGAUAAUCUCUUCAGAUUAUAAUAGCUAUUAUGGUUUUAUUGUCAUAAUGCAUUUGUUUGUUGUUUUUUUUUAAAUUGUAGGUACAGCCAACAAAUGAAAUGAAUGUGCCGGUUCUGGAUAAUCUCUCAGAUAAUGAUAAGAGCUUCAUCCGAUUUCUACAGGGUCUCGUCAGUCAAAAGAAGUAAGUAGAUCUCCUUAAAAGGAAGAAAAGAACAUUUUUUUUUUUUUGGGCUGAUUUUAAUGACCACUGAGGCAGAGGUAGUUUCUUAAAGUUAAAGCGCCUGGGGACCUCUUCUUUUAUUCUACACUUAUUGUGCUCAUCUUUGUUUAAAUGUGUAUUCAGUUUUGAUAGAGUCGUCAGGGUGUUUGGAUUUAUAAAUUUAUCUUCUCUUAUGGGUGAACAAAAAUAUAAAUUAAUACCCAUAAUGCAAUGGAAAUAAUCUCCUAUUUUACACAACAAGCAAUAAUUUUGAUUUUUCUCUAGAAAAGAGCUGGAGGAAUCUGAACGUAAGGCCCAGCAGAACUACCUGGACCAGAUGCACCUCGACCUUCACCUGACACAAGUCAGGAAUGAGCUGAUGAACAUGACGCACGACAGAGACAGGUUGAGGAGCAUGAACGCACAUCUCUCCAUGACUGUACAAGAAUUACAGCAGAAGUAUGAGCCGGGUGAGUUUGUGACUUUUGUUUAAAGUAACUGUCAUGUUCUUACAGCCUCUCACUUUGUCAAAGAGGAUUUCAGUAAUGGGUUUAUUUGUCAGAAUUAGAACUUUUGAUUUCUGUUAUGACUUAUUAAUAAAUGAAUCUAACAGUCAUAUACGUUUAUUAAAAUAAUCAUUCACUAGAAGUUAUUUUAAAAGGCACACAUACACACCCUCCAUCCAUAAGACAGCCUUCCAAUUAUAAAAAUUAUGUCUGGAUUUUUUUUUUUAUUGCCAGGUCAGAGUAAAUGUCUGUUUACAAGAAGCUGUCAAGUUAAACCAUUUUUUUUAUACAAGCAGUUGGUGAACAUAAACCUUCAUUUAUUUAUUUGAUUUCAAUUCAUCAAAGGGGUGAAUAAAUGUAUUUCUAUCUGUAACUUUAAACAAAUUGUAACCUUAUAAUUUAUUUUUUCCUUCCUUUUAUUCUACAGAACUGGUUUCCCCACAAACUAAAAAAAGCCUCAAGAUGAUUUCUGUAUCAGAAACCGCUAAAACCGCCUUACAUCCAAGGGACACCACCAACCUGCAACAUAUUGAACCCUCAAACUUGAAAUUUGACCCUGUUGUGAAGACUCCUUUGGAACAAAGAAAUGGGUCGAAAGAAAAUGUUCGGUUCUCAGAUGACCUUUUUAAAUCGAGCCAUAAAAAAUCUGUGAGUUUAAAAUCAGAGGUUAGUGUCAUUUCCCCCAAAGGGGAGAGAAUGGUUGAAGACUUGAAGGAGAACGAUGAAAGAGGCACGAGGUUACUCUAUACACAAAUUACAACUGAGGAAAUUCCUCAAGUUAAAGAGGAGCCUGACAAUUGCAGACAGCAGUAGAGUUUCCCACCCUGGUUAUGUUUAAAUUAUUCAAUUGGCACUACUGUUAGUGACAUUUUUUUUUUAAAAAUGGUCCUCCACAGUUUGUUCAUUAAGAAAUUUCAUUUAGCAUUCCUCUUGAGCAGGAAAGUGGAGUUUGGGGGAAUGAGGAGAAAAUGCAUAACAAGAACAGACAUUGCAACCCAACUCAUUAGCGUAAAAGAAUUCCUCCGAGUGGUCUGUUAAUGAAGCAGUUGUGUAAUGCUUUUCUUUCAUUGUCAUGGUCUGUUGUUGUUUUUUAAAUAUAAUUUCACUUCUUAAGAUGAAGUUCGCAGCUAUCAUUUGUCUUUAAUUCAGUUAACCCCCUACUCAAGAAUGGCUGCCUCGAUUGGCUGAGAAUUUCUUCCAGCAUUUUACCUCACCUUCCCUAGGCUGUGAGUGAGGUAGAAAAUUUUAGCCAUUGCCUUAUUACAGUGCUAACUAUGUCACCCUGCAGCAUUUAGCUUUUGAGCUACUUGGGUCAAUGAUGGUGGCAUGAAAUUAUAUUUUGUAGAUUUUAGCCUAGGAAUUUCGCAGCUGAGUUAUAUAUUAUUUCUAAGUCUCAAUGACAUCACUGGCAAAGCUGGUCUGUUCACAUGGUAGUUGUAAACAUCCAAAGGAGAUACCUUAAACUCAUUUUCAUGUCCUUAUACUUUUAGACAAAAGAUUUAUUUAAUGUAAUGAAUAUUAUUGAAUGCCUGUUACAAUAUUACAAUGAAUGCCUGUUACAAUAUUACAAUAAAUGACUGCUGCAAUCAUACUGAAUAUUUUCUGUUUUAAGAAAUACCUUUCAGUUUGAAAAUAAAAAUGUGGAAUUAUUGAUAUCAAAACACCAAUAAAUGAGAACAUGUAA
This is a messenger RNA of Lymnaea stagnalis (great pond snail), 11327 nucleotides long. NCBI's taxonomy places the organism in Eukaryota, Metazoa, Mollusca, Gastropoda, Lymnaeidae. The record is from the annotation of a GenBank genome assembly.